AUGGAGCCCGGCAAUUAUGCCACUUUGGACGGGGCCAAGGAUAUGGAAGGCUUGCUGGGAGCGGGAGGGGGUCGGAAUCUAGUUGCCCACUCCCCACUGACCAGCCACCCAGCGGCGCCUUCGCUUAUGCCUGCUGUCAACUAUGCCCCGCUGGAUUUGCCAGGCUCUGCAGAGCCACCGAAGCAGUGCCACCCUUGUCCUGGGGUGCCUCAGGGGGCGUCCCCAGCUCCUGUGCCUUAUGGCUACUUUGGAGGCGGGUACUACUCCUGCCGAGUGUCCCGGAGCUCGCUGAAACCCUGUGCCCAGGCUGCCACCCUGGCCGCCUACCCUGCGGAGACUCCUGCAGCAGGGGAGGAGUACCCCAGCCGCCCCACCGAGUUUGCCUUCUAUCCCGGAUACCCGGGACCCUACCAGCCUAUGGCCAGUUACCUGGAUGUGUCGGUGGUGCAGACCCUGGGCGCCCCUGGGGAGCCUCGCCAUGACUCCCUGCUGCCUGUGGACGGUUACCAGCCUUGGGCCCUCACCGGUGGCUGGAACAGCCAGAUGUGUUGCCAGGGAGAACAAAACCCACCUGGUCCCUUUUGGAAGGCGACAUUUGCAGAUUCAAGCACGCAGCAUCCUCCUGAUGGCUGCUCCUUCCGCCGAGGCCGCAAGAAACGUAUUCCCUAUAGCAAGGGGCAGUUGCGGGAGCUGGAACGGGAAUAUGCAGCUAACAAGUUCAUCACUAAGGAUAAGAGGCGCAAGAUUUCUGCGGCCACCAGCCUCUCAGAGCGCCAGAUUACCAUCUGGUUUCAGAACCGUAGGGUCAAAGAGAAGAAAGUUCUUGCCAAGGUCAAGACCAGCGCUACAGCUACACCCCUGUCCCAGGCACACACAGCGGUUAGAGAAGCAGUGUCCUACCGUACCCACACCGGAAUAGCCCGGCAGGAGAGGAACCCAGAAAAGGGCCCUUUCACCACCCGUUUUCUUCCAUUUGCCUCCGUACCUGAGGAGCUUGAAGUCCUCAGGCCUGGAAGAUGCGGCAGGCCCUUUUGCCGGCCAAAGAACGGGGACUGGCGGAAGCCCUCAGACCCACGCCUACAUUGGGAACCCCAGGUGUCCGAUGAGACGGUGGCCGCAGAUGUGUCCUUUUCUCGUUGCGCUGGCUCCUGGGCAGACUGGCAGCGCCUGGGCGGAAAGCGGCAGAGUGUUUCGCAGUACCCGGGACUGCGCCGCCAGCCCGGCAGGGAGAGGUUGCAGGAUGGAGUGGCCAGAGGCAGAGGCGGUGAUCCCGAGGCGGUCCCCGCUGUGUACUGGAGACGCCGCUCCCUCCCGGCUGCCGCCGCCUUGCGGGCCUGGCCUGCUGGUCCCUGCGGCAGGGGACCCACGGAGCUCCCGGUCUCCCUCUCAGGAUCUGGAUACUUCACCUGCGCGAACCGGGCGCCUCCCGGCCUCCACGGCGCAGAAAUCCUGGCCUGGGGAGCCUCGGGGCCCAGACACCGGCGCGUCUUUCCCGGGGGCCGGCUGCUGCGGAGGCUGCGGGAGCGGCCUGCGAGACGGUAUUUCUUUCUUUAUAAAGAAUUCGUUAUUCCGGAGCAGGGAGGGUCAAAGCCCGGAUCUCGGGAGGUCUUUUCCUGGCUCCAUACUAUCCAGUCCAAGGGGUCUGGGCGCUAG
Molecule: messenger RNA, 1653 nt
Organism: Tupaia belangeri chinensis (Chinese tree shrew)
Lineage: Eukaryota; Metazoa; Chordata; Mammalia; Scandentia; Tupaiidae
Gene: HOXB13
Product: homeobox B13
Exons: 5
Coding region: 1-1653 (550 amino acids)
Biological process (GO): regulation of DNA-templated transcription
Molecular function (GO): DNA binding; DNA-binding transcription factor activity, RNA polymerase II-specific
Source: RefSeq, a predicted model, not a curated record